Messenger RNA from Cantharellus anzutake, 451 nucleotides. RefSeq lists its product as uncharacterized. The record is from RefSeq and is a predicted model, not a curated record. Lineage: Eukaryota; Fungi; Basidiomycota; Agaricomycetes; Cantharellales; Hydnaceae. The annotation marks the transcript as partial. The transcript has 3 exons.
CUCGGCUUCUGAUAGAAAGUGGGAUGAUGAAUGGUCGGUCUUAGAGAGAGCGAUGGCAAUAGGUCGGUUUGACAACACAAGGUCAAGGGGUCAACAAUUGAAUUGAGAUGGGACUAGUCGCUCUGGCCAUGUUCUCUCCAUAUUUCUGCGUUGGGAGUUGUGAGGGAAUACAAGCACACGUUGCUAGCUGCUGCCCUCAAAUUUUUCUGGUAUUUUCUUGUUCAUUGAACACCGAGAUAUAUGGAAUUCUUGUGCAAAACUAUAGCCGCGCUACCCGCCAAUCGCCACGCUAUUGUCACCCUUCCUGGCUGCAAUGGGUGGUAUCCUCACGACUAUUUAGCUGAGAGCUUUCUAUCCCCCUGGACUCCACUCUAGCACUUCCUCCAGUCGCAUCUUGACUCGCCGCAAUCAGCGCAAGUUAUCACCCUCAAGUAGCAGCCAAGCAACUUUU